This is a messenger RNA of Hyalella azteca, 1504 nucleotides long. RefSeq lists its product as uncharacterized. Lineage: Eukaryota; Metazoa; Arthropoda; Malacostraca; Amphipoda; Hyalellidae. The record is from RefSeq and is a predicted model, not a curated record. The transcript has 2 exons. The coding region runs from base 210 to 830 and encodes 206 amino acids.
UGGUGGACUAUCCUGCAGUCUGCAUUGGAGCUAACCGAAGUUUGGUAUUAGUUGACUAAUUUAAGUUUAACUUGAGUUGUUGAGCUUAACUUGAGAAGUAAACGGCAGUUAUAUGCUGGCAUAAAACCCCUCGAUUCUCGAUCUAAAAACCAAUUGGACCCCUUCCUAUACCUCUCCGUCUGGAAUCGUCGGUCAGUGGGAGUUUCACGAUGCUGAAGGAUCAGUCAGAAGCAGGCAAUUUGAUUCCUAAUGACAGCAACCCAGCCAACUCCCAGGCUAGAACUGCCAUCUUGGAUGCAGCUGGCAGAAUCCAGGAUGCCGGAGACUCACAAAAAGACAAAAGCUUCGAGGGUACCAUUGCAAAUGAUGUACCCGAGGUUGGACGUGUGAAAAGAACCAUUCGUUAUGCCAAGAGAAAGACGAUGAAUGCAAUAAGGGUUGCAUCUCAUACCACUGCUGUAAUUGCGGGAGGACUUGCUGGGUUUUAUCUACUAGGUCAUCCUGGGGCUGUUGCAGGAGGUAUCGGUGCUGGUGUUGUUAUAGAUUCUGCGAUCACAGCUGUUGACUCCGGCAUACAGGGAACAUUUCAGCCGUACGGUUUGCUUGAGUUCUUCACUGAUACGAAGAAACCAGGCAAGUGGCGUGCUGCUGGGCGUGGGGUUGUCAUUGAUGGCAUCACGGGCCGUUUCGCUGGCAGUGCCAUGAGAGUCGUCUUAUUGGGACGUCACAUUUACCAGUUAUGGGUAAAGGCAUUUCAUUGGCUCUAUAGAUUUUCGCCUUUUUAUGUCAUCCGAAUAAUUGUAGAUCGGGUGUUUUUGGUAAAGGAAUGAAUUGAAGACAUAGAUAUUUGUGGAUUUUAAAACUGAUCGAUGGAACUCUUCCAAGAUCAAUCAAGCUGUGGACACUUAAAUAAAGAGUUAGAAUACAAUAAUAUAUGAAUAUAAUGCUGAAUCUUGAGACCUAACAAAGCAUUGGCUCUACAAGAAUCACUCUGAAAGCUGUUCACUUACUUCCGAACAUUCCUACGAGGUAUUUUUUUUAAUUUCUGUGAGGGAUAGAUUUAACUAGAUAUAAAUAUACUUGAAUAACAGUAUUAUUCUAGCUUGUAUAUUAUUUAUAUAUGUUGCACUAUCCAUCUAAAAUCCUAAUAUUCAUGUGUUGUAUUAAAAUUCUGUGUAAACUUUUUUCUAGAUGACAUGAGAGAUAACACUUGCACAAACAUGGGUCAAUUAAUAAAUGGACCAGAUUACAGAACGCGAGAUGUUCAGCUUCUAUAUAGAACAUAUUCACUAUACUUAUGUACGAAUCAAGACAUUAUAGUAUUAAUAUAAAAUACCUCGUUUAAAAUAACAUUAAUUAUUAAUAUAAAAUACCAACGAUUCAUCUAAUCUUUGAACACGUUCAUUGAUAUUGGACUGACAAACACAAAAAAAACUGUAUUGAGCUCUUUCCUAUACCAAGAUGCAGAGCUGGGCAGCGCUACUUUGAAAUGUAGCGGCGCUAC